Molecule: messenger RNA, 1035 nt
Organism: Tetrahymena thermophila SB210
Lineage: Eukaryota; Ciliophora; Oligohymenophorea; Hymenostomatida; Tetrahymenidae
Product: eukaryotic aspartyl protease
Exons: 1
Source: RefSeq, a predicted model, not a curated record
AUGAAUAAAAACAUUUAUUUGGCUAUUUUUGCUAUAUUACUAAGUUGUGUUAUUUGCUAAUCAAAUACAAUUAGCCUUCCUUUGAAAAUAAGUGAAUAAAACAGUUUAAUAAUAAAUACUAAAUAUGGAGACAACUAAUGUGAGGUAAAUUUAAUACCUUUAGAUGAUUAUUGCUCUAAUGUAAUUACUCAAACUGAUAAUGAACUCAAGGCUUGUGGUGUCAAGUUAAUUGGUGAAAAUAAAUUUAUUGGAGGGAAAUAGUAUGUUGCCAAGUUUUAACUUGGUGAUGUUUAAGCUGAUUUAAAAUUUACUAAUCCUGAUUCACAAUCUAGCUUUGAAGGAGAAAAAGCACUGUGCUUUAGUAAAAAAGACAGUAAAACUUAAGACAAUGUAAUUGAUGAACUCUUUAAACAAGGAUUGAUAAAGUAAAAAAGAUUUUAUGUUAAUGUUGACAGCAUAGAUACAACAAAAGGUGUAAUAGGAAGCAUUGAUAUUGGAACUCCUAACUUAUCUUUAAUAAAAAAAGGAUCUAAAUUGGUAAAUCUUAAGCAUUAUGAUUAAAAUGAUGAUUUUUCAACACCCUCAGAUUCUUCCUUAAGAUAUGGAGAUCUUUAAUUUAUAUUUGGAAGUGUAGCUGGUUUUGACUUACUUAAUCCUUACAUCAGCAUUGGUAUAACAUAACUAAAUGCUAUACUUAAAUAAAUUAGAAAUGAUGGAGUUAAAUACGAGUAUUAUGAUGAUGAUGCUAACAUUGAAAAUUAUGUUUUCAACGUAGAUUCUAUUGAAAAGUUAAAGGAUAUUUCAUUUAAUGUAAUUGCAGAUGGUGAUAAACCAUUUAAAAUAAUAAUUAAACCAUAACACUAUACAAGAAAGCUAAAAAAUGGUAAUUAUUAAGUACUUAUCUAUCCUCAAGCUUACACUGAUUAUAUUGGCCUUGGUUAUUCUGUCCUCUAAGCAUACUAUUUAGGUUAUGACAUACCCAGUUAAAGUUACAUCAUUGCUGAAAAAGCUGAAAGCAAUGUCAACUAAUUCUGA